UUGAAAAGAGAAAUCAAGAAGGCUAAAAGAGAAGAGGAUAAAAUAGUGGCUACAGGGAAAGAGACCGAGGGAUCAUGGUAUGUUCCAUCAGUAUCACUUUUAUCAGCAUUCAGUUCAACUCCAAUUUUAUUUAAAUACUAUACCUAA
Messenger RNA from Dentiscutata erythropus, 147 nucleotides. The record is from the annotation of a GenBank genome assembly. NCBI's taxonomy places the organism in Eukaryota, Fungi, Glomeromycota, Glomeromycetes, Diversisporales, Gigasporaceae.